GCACCCAACUGGACAACAGACAUUACGUGCGACGUUUGUGUUUACCGUGAGAAGAAAAUACGAAGGAGAGUCCCGAGUUGGACCUGUUUUCAUCUGUUAAAUAGGCUAGUGUUUUCAUCAACGCCACAAAGAGGGUUUUAAAACCAUUUUCGGCUUGUUGGACUGGAUAUUAUUUACUUUGGGACUAGUUCUGUGAAACGGAUCCGUAGGGGCUCUCUCUAGACUUAAUUACUCUUGUAUCCAAACUAUUUUGGAAACGUGCCUCUCAUAACCUGCCAGCGGAACUGGCUAUAGUGUAUCUUGAGGGAAUUAUUUUUUCCCCACCCGAGAUCAGUUGGAAACUAUAAAAGGCAAACUGUUUGAGGACGAUUUCAAGAGCUUCAGUAUCUUCUCUUUAUUGUAAAAGAAGUGUAUCAAGGAGGAUUCGAAAGCUGUAGGAACUAUGCCUCAAAAAGGGAUAUUUUAUUAGAGUGAAGCAGAUGAGAGUCUAUAAAUUGUUUUAAGCGGACAGUCAACUCUGUUUCCAGAAUACUAUAACCGGGCCUCGUGGGAGUCUGGCGUAGCGUCCAUGAUGCAAAACAAGGUGUAUGACAUCUGUAACGAAGGUCACAGUGGAGUGAACCAGCUUGGCGGUGUAUUCGUCAACGGCAGACCGCUGCCCGACUCCACGAGACAGAAAAUAGUUGAACUCGCGCACAGUGGCGCGCGGCCGUGCGACAUAUCCAGGAUUCUGCAGACCCAUGCAGAUGCAAAAGUCCAAGUGCUGGACAAUGAAAACGUGUCCAACGGAUGCGUGAGUAAAAUCUUGGGAAGAUACUAUGAAACAGGCUCCAUCAGACCUAGGGCGAUCGGAGGAAGUAAACCACGAGUAGCAACUCCCGAAGUGGUCAGCAAAAUUGCCCAGUACAAGAGGGAGUGUCCGUCAAUCUUCGCGUGGGAAAUCCGAGACAGACUGCUGUCAGAGGGGGUCUGCACAAACGAUAAUAUACCCAGUGUGUCAUCGAUAAACAGGGUACUGCGCAACCUGGCUAGCGAAAAGCAACAGAUGGGCGCAGAUGGCAUGUAUGAAAAGCUGAGGAUGCUGAACGGUCAGACCGGCACGUGGGGGACCCGGCCGGGCUGGUACCCCGGAACCUCGGUGCCAGGACAGCCCAAUCAAGAUGGCUGCCAGCAAUCAGAUGGAGGUGGUGAGAACACGAACUCAAUAAGCUCGAAUGGGGAGGAUUCUGAUGAGACCCAAAUGAGACUUCAGCUUAAAAGAAAACUGCAAAGGAACCGCACUUCUUUCACACAAGAACAAAUAGAAGCACUUGAAAAAGAGUUCGAGAGAACGCAUUAUCCUGACGUGUUCGCGCGCGAGAGACUUGCCGCCAAAAUAGAUUUGCCUGAAGCAAGAAUACAGGUGUGGUUCUCGAACAGAAGAGCAAAAUGGAGGAGGGAGGAAAAGUUAAGAAAUCAAAGAAGACAAGCCAGUAACUCUUCGAGUCACAUACCCAUCAGUAGCAGCUUCACAACGAGCGUUUAUCAGCCAAUCCCUCAGCCCACAACGCCAAUGUCCUUCACAUCAGGGUCCAUGUUGGGUAGACCAGACACAGCCCUUACGAACACAUACAGUGCCCUGCCACCAAUGCCAAGCUUCACCAUGGCCAACAACCUUCCUAUGCAACCCAGCCAGACCUCAUCCUAUUCCUGCAUGUUGCCCACUAGUCCUUCGGUGAAUGGGCGGAGCUAUGACACAUACACACCACAACAUAUGCAGGCACAUAUGAACAGCCAAUCAAUGGCCACCUCAGGCACAACCUCAACAGGUCUAAUCUCGCCUGGAGUGUCUGUACCAGUCCAAGUGCCAGGCAGUGAAGCAGACAUGUCCCAGUACUGGCCCAGACUACAGUGAGAAAAAGACACAUGAGAAAAAAAGAGAGGAGCUACUACACCUCCUGACGUCUCUCAGCUGCAAGGCAGGGCUGUUCAGCAGUAUUUCACUUCAGAAGAAAAAGAAGAGACUCUAAAGGACCUUUGUUGUACUGGGAUAGUGCCACUUCUCUACCAUUCUUUGGACAAAGACUUGAAGAAUAAAAGAGAACAGAAUUCUGUAAAGUGCCCGGUACUAUAUCAUAAAAUGGAAAAAAAAAAAUAUCUGUUUUCAGUUUCCAACCUAAGUCAUUUUGAUGUAUUUGUACAUGUAAUGGCCAAGUGUAUGUUAUGACAAAAAAAGAAAAGAAAAAAAAAAUUAACAACUCUGGAUGGACUGUCAAACCAAGAUGGUCUUGCAUCGGUAAGCAGAAGAACAUUUGUGCAAGCUUAUUUGCCAUUUAUCGAUAUUUUAUCAUUAUCAGCUGAUAUCAAGAACUUCAAGUGUGGACCUGUUGAAACAAACUAUUUCUGUAUCAUUUCAAGACAAAAAUAGCAACAGAGUUCAAAGGAAGCCAGUCCAUAAUUUGUUUUGUUUCUAAAGCUUGCAGACAAAACAAGGUGUAUGUUGAACAAGGUGACUACUGAACCGGAGGAGAAAAUGUUUGGUAGCUAAAAACGGUAGAUUGUGUCUUCGAAAUAAUUAAGUUUUGUUUAUGUCAAAAUGUAAGUAUUUGUCUUCCCUAGAAGUCUCGCAGAACAAUUUCUAUAAUAAACUUAAUUUCAUUUGAUAA
Molecule: messenger RNA, 2645 nt
Organism: Myxocyprinus asiaticus (Chinese sucker)
Lineage: Eukaryota; Metazoa; Chordata; Actinopteri; Cypriniformes; Catostomidae
Product: paired box protein Pax-6-like
Exons: 15
Coding region: 569-1894 (441 amino acids)
Biological process (GO): regulation of transcription by RNA polymerase II; anatomical structure development
Molecular function (GO): DNA-binding transcription factor activity, RNA polymerase II-specific; RNA polymerase II cis-regulatory region sequence-specific DNA binding
Source: RefSeq, a predicted model, not a curated record